Volvox carteri f. nagariensis is the source of this 966-nucleotide messenger RNA. RefSeq lists its product as uncharacterized. The transcript has 3 exons. Lineage: Eukaryota; Viridiplantae; Chlorophyta; Chlorophyceae; Chlamydomonadales; Volvocaceae. The record is from RefSeq and is a predicted model, not a curated record. Bases 562 to 966 code for a protein of 134 amino acids.
CUGCUUUUCCCUUAGUGAACGGAAACCUGUAAUAACCGAUUUAUCCAAGGCCCCCAACCUCCCAACCGCCCUUCCAAUUCGACAACGCGAUUUGGACAGCAUGAAGCAGAGUCUGAUAGCUGGGCUCGCUGGCAAGUGGCAGCUUUCGCAAGUGGGAGACAUGAACUGAUAAACAAUUUAGUAGAAGCAUGGCAUGUAUUCGCUGGAUUUCGACAAGAACUUAACUGUGAUUUUAAUAUGAGGUCUAGCCCUUGUUCUGAGCCCGUCUAUGAGCUCCCACUCGCUCCCACUCGCUCCAGCGAGCCCAGCUAUCAGGCUCUGCUUCAUCCAAUCCAGACCUUGCUGGAUGGCCCCAAUUAAAAUCCAUUGCCAUAAGUUCAUCCCCUCCUUGUCAGCUGUUCUGUAAACUAGUGGCUGUAAGCUAGUGGCUGGGCCGCUGUUGAAUGGGAAGGGCGGUUGGGAAGUUGGAAAAUCGGUUUCCGUUCACUAUGCCAAAGCAGUUGGGAAAUACUAUGAUUUUAGUGACUAUGUCAGAAGCCUUAUAUUGCCAUUGAUUGAUAUAUGUGGAGGGAGGCAAUGGCGGCGGCGCUCGUAGUGUCGACUUCAGUGGUGGAGGAGGAAGCGGCUGUCGCUGCUGCGGAGGCAGCGGCAGCUGCUGCCGCGGCAGCCGCGGCAGCGGCAGCCGCUGCAGCGGCAGCCGCAGCCGCAGCAGCGCGUGCAGCAGCCCUGGCGGCGGCGGCAGAGGAGAAGCGUCGCGAGGAGCUGGCCAUUCAAGCGCUGCUGGACUCGCGGUUUUGCUUCAUGGUCGAGCAGGGCGUUGGACAUGUGGAAACGGACACCGUACGAAAGGCGGUACGGCAGUGGAUGCACCAGCACCUUAUGAAACCGUGGCUACAGGAGCGGAUUGCGGCCAGCAGGACUGUUGCUGCUGCUGCGGAGGUUGCUGCUUCGCCUUCUCCAGAAUGA